AUGCAUCUCGUGGAGGGAUCGCGUGCGACGCCAACCACGCCCCAGCAGGACUGUCAUGAUCUCGUGUUGAUGGACCGGCUCUGCGUAGACUUCCGCGAGAAACUCCUAGAUGCGCUGGCCACCUCCUCCUGCUCCAGUACCUUUGUUGAGGCGAGAAAUAUCGCCAAGGAAAAGCUACUCGACAUUCUACACUGCAUCGGCUCCCUAUCGGCCUCGGAUAAAGCGAAAGAAAAGCUUGUCGCCGCAGAGGAACUAGGAGAUGCGCUGACCCCAAAGCAAACCAGUCUGGGGGAUCAUCUCCCGUUUAAUACCCCUGCAGGAGAUCUGGAGGUCGGGAUUGGGGUUCAUGGAGCAUCGUCGCCGGCCGACUUUUUUCAACACUUCCACGAUAUCAAUGCCGGGUCGCUGGACCUGGCGCUUUCCACAACAUCCACCCCGUCGGGCGCGACGGGGGACUGGCCGGCUCUGUCCCCCGUUCUUCUCCUCGCGGAGGAUCUGGCGAUGCUGCGGCAGAGCGGGGACCUGGAUCCAUGCACGGGGAUGGAGUCUGGGGGGGGCGAUGAGAUGCAGUGGUGGUCCUCGCAAGGGGGUCUCAAUGAUACGCCCGCUCGACUGAGUCCCAAGACACCGACUAGUGUGCCUCUCUGGCCAGGGGUGCAGGGUCAAGACCCCAAUGAGGAGCUGGCCCCGGCGGUUUUAGACUUUGUGGACUUGGAUCUACUGGUUGAACAAGGCGAGAUGUUUGCCCUAACUCACGGUGGUCAUGCGCUUAGACAGGCCACGAAUUCGAAGCAGAAUGCAGCGCGGCCGGCGUCAGCAACGUUAGUAGGCAGCAAUGAUGCCCGGCCGGGGACGGUGCGAGAGGACACCCCUAUCACCCCAGCCAUCGCUCAUUCACCAGCACCCGAUAGAGGUAUUAGACACAGCUCGCUUUCGCAACAACAACAACAACAACAACAACAACAACAACAACAACAGCAGGGGAUCCCCUCACCAUCACCCUCCCCAGCAAGACCAAGACCCACGCCACAGCCAGUCACCCCCGCAGCGCAUGCCCAGGAUUCGCCGGCCUGCGAGAACAGGCGCAGUUAUGCCAUUUCCCCAGUGCUCCCGGCGUCGUCCCCCCCUCCCCAGCCCAGGAAUGUGGCUGAGAAGGGGGGAGGGGAUGCUCUAGUGGCGGUGCAACCCUGCAGUGAGGCUGAGGAAGCAGGGGGGCAGCCUAUGGAGAUCGACUACGCCGCAGCGCUGCCAUCGCUAACGGGGGUAUAUUGCGUGCCAGACCAUCUGCCGUCGGCGGAUCAGGUCUACGCCGUGUUCAGCCAACAGCUCCCCAACAGCAAGCGGCAGGUGGCUGAGCUCUUUACCCGCCUGUUCUACGCCAUUGGAAGUCCGGAUGCGCUGAAUCAGUUACGCCAUGCCCUUCAUCUGGCGCGCAAGUCCUCUGUCCUCCCAGUGGCCACGGCUGGCGGCCCCCGGAAUGACCUGGCCACGACGGUACAAGCCCUCGACCAACUCGACUCCAUCACCACCCUAUCCCAUAUCCUCCGGCGCUAUUACUUGGUCCGUCUCCUCACCCACCGUACCCGAUUGGAGCAGGAUCACAUCGCCGCCAAACUUGCCUGUCGAGGGUCCAAGCGCAUGCUAAAGUACGACUGCGCUCGCCUACAACUGAUCCGCGACGGGGGCGAUGGCGAUGCAGUCCGCGCAGCAUCGACCGCCGGGGGACGACGGCCCACAAGCAAGCCACGCCCCAAGCACCGGUCCAAGACGCAGGCUCUGACCGAUCUGAUGCAGAUGCUGUACCCGGGCCUGACGCCCAUCCCAGCUGAAUCAAGUAACCGCUCGACCAACGAUUGCGUUUACACGCGAAAAUUAACCCGGCUGCGCAACCGCCUCUCGUGCGCACGCAACUGGUAUCCCUUCGAGCACACCUUCCCGGGAGGGAUUCUGGCCCUGAUCCCUUGCGCCGGGAGGUACUCCAUCAGUAUUGACCAAGUGGAAAAGCUGCCCAGCGAUACCAUGCGGAUCUUCUUGGCCUACCUGCAAGAACAUCGCGGGACGUACCUGCGAAGCCUGAGCCAGGCGCUGUCCAAAGACGUGUUCGACGUGCUGGAGGGCGCCGACCUGUCGCAGACUUUCGCGUUUGAGACAGUCGACGAAGGUGGCCUCGGGGACUACUUAUAUGACACUGAGGACCUGCUUCAACUGUGCAGACCGGCGGUUUAGCCCGCUAGCAACAACAUAUAUUCCUAAUCGAGGGCAUUGCAUGCCACCGGCUUGUGGGUACUGCCUGGUGGGGAGGCCCGUAUGCCGUUCUGUCUGGUGUCGCAAUCACAUACCCAGUGACGAUGUCUAUGUCUAUGUUUUGCCAUACGAGUUCAUUCCCCAUGUUUCCCCCUUUUUGAUUCCUUUCCGUUUUGUCAAUUCGGGGGGUACUUAUCUCUCUCUCUCUCUUUCUCUCUCUCUCUCUCUCUCUUUUCUUUUUCUUGUUUUGAAUAGCG
Molecule: messenger RNA, 2501 nt
Organism: Aspergillus fijiensis CBS 313.89
Lineage: Eukaryota; Fungi; Ascomycota; Eurotiomycetes; Eurotiales; Aspergillaceae
Exons: 2
Coding region: 1-2226 (741 amino acids)
Source: RefSeq, a predicted model, not a curated record